CUGCCCCCUCUGGCACUCCGUGCGGCUCUCGGGCGGCGGCGGAGUUUAUUGCCGCUCCCUGGGCCGCCCCCUCCGCUUUCGGCCGCGGCGGCUACGAUGCCUCAAGAUGGCGGAGGCGGCCGAGUUGAAGGAGUCAGAGUGCCCACUGCCAUCAUUGCCCACUGCCAGACCCUGGAAUAUGCAGUUGCCCCUGCACAUGGUUAUGAGCUUUAGAGUGUCGGAGCUGCAGGUGCUUCUGGGUUUCGCGGGCAGGAACAAGAGUGGGAGGAAGCAUGAGUUGCUCACCAAGGCCCUGCAGCUGCUGAAGUCUGGUUGCAGCCCGGCUGUUCAGAUGAAAAUCAAGGAGCUGUACCGGCGACGGUUCCCCCGGAAGAUCCUCACCCCCUCGGACUUAUCCAUGCUGCACCUCCAGGCGGGACAGCUGCCCUCCACGACGACGCUGACCCAGGGCACCAUGUGCCACUUGCCCUAUGACAACGGGUCAGUGACCUCUGGGGUACCGGUUGGCAUGUUGCCCCCGGUGCCUAUGUUGGGACCCAAGCAUGAGGCGGACGUCCCACACCUAUCUCCCCCCAUCCACCCGGUUCACCCGGACGUGAAAAUGCGGCGAUUGCCCUUCUACGAUGUAUACGACGAGCUCAUCAAGCCCACCACGUUGGCGUCUGUGAACAGCCAGAGGUUUGAGGAGGCUCACUUCACCUUUGCCCUGACUCCUCAGCAGGUGCAGCAGAUCCUUGCCUCUCGCGAUAUCUUACCUGCUGCCAAAUGUGACUACACCGUCCAGGUACAACUGAGGUUUUGUUUGUGUGAAACCAGUUGCCCGCAAGAAGACUAUUUCCCACCCAAUUUGUUUGUCAAGAUCAAUGGGAAGCUCUGCCCUCUUCCGGGUUAUCUUCCCCCCACCAAAAAUGGGGCAGAGCCCAAGCGGCCCAGUCGACCCAUCAACAUCACCCCUUUGGUACGGCUUUCGGCCACCGUCCCCAAUACAAUCGUCGUGAACUGGUCUUCUGAGUUUGGCAGGAAUUACUCCCUAUCAGUUUAUUUGGUGAAACAGUUGACAUCAGUGACACUGCUACAGAAACUGAGAGCCAAGGGCAUCCGAAACCCAGACCACUCACGAGCCCUGAUCAAAGAAAAACUGACGGCCGAUCCCGACAGCGAGAUAGCGACAACGAGCUUACGAGUUUCUCUCAUGUGUCCGCUGGGCAAGAUGAGGCUCAUCGUCCCCUGCCGAGCUUUCACCUGCACCCACCUGCAGUGCUUCGAUGCAGCCCUUUACCUUCAGAUGAAUGAGAAGAAGCCCACCUGGACCUGCCCUGUCUGUGACAAGAAGGCCCCCUACGAGGCCUUGAUCAUUGACGGGUUGUUCAUGGAAAUCCUCAACUCUGUCACAGACUGUGAUGAGAUCCAAUUCAUGGAGGAUGGCUCCUGGUGCCCCAUGAAGCCCAAGAAAGAGAACCAGGAGGUUUGCCAGCCAUCUGCUUACAACGGGCUGGAAGCCUCGCUGUACACAGUGGGCUCUGAUGGGAAGCAGCUGGCCGAAGGCAAGAAGAAAGUGGAGGUCAUCGACCUCACGCUGGACAGCUCUUCGGACGAGGAGGAGCCCCCCGCCAAGAAGCCCUUCCCACUCACCACUGCGGCCAUCCCGUCUGCAGCGGGACCCAAGGGAGUAUUAAGCCCUGACCACCAGCCCUCCUCGGUGCUGCGCAGCCCCCCGAUGGCCACUGUGGGGAGCGACUACCUCUCCAGCCUUCCGCUCCCCGACUACCACCCUUACCAGGUCCCCUCGGACAUCCAAGGUCUGGAUUUGUUUUCCUUCCUUCAAAGUGAAAAUCAGCAUUACAGCCCUUCCGUGAUCACCUCCCUGGAUGAGCAAGACACCCUGAGCCACUUCUUCCAGUAUCGUGGCACCUCACCCCAUUUUAUGAACUCCCUCGCCCCUGUGGUGGUGGGGUCCCAUGGCACCGUGGGCUCCCCCACCGGCAGCAGCAGCCGCAUGAGCAGUGUUGUCUCUUCGCCCACCACGGCCUUGCGGGAAAGCCACGUGCACAGUGGCACCGUGGGGGGCAGCCCCAUCCUGCCAGGGUGCCGGCCGGAUAUCAUCUCUCUAGACUAAAAGCCUGCGGCAUAGAAGAUAACCUUUCCCUACAGGAGGUGGAAUCGUCGUUCCCCCGCUGGAGCGAAACAAGGAAAAGACUGAAUUCCAUCAAGCCUAUUUCUUGCAAAGAGACAAAUCGGGCAAAGGUCUUUCUCUUGUUUUCCUUCAGGGCUCUUUUUUUUCAUUCUGCAGUUCUGCUCAAGGUUUGAAAAAUGAUGGAAUUGGCUCAGGACAGUUUGGAGGGCCCAAAGAAUCUCGCUUUUUCAUUUGGCCUUGGAGCUGCUGGGGAGUUUUGAGCUGGUGGAGUCCGAAAAGCCCUGAAGAACUGGGGAAACAAGAUUUAAUUUCAGUCAUGGGAGAGUCGAGUUCCAGGUCCCCACGGCUUAACGGAAGCAGGAUUAUUUAUGCAAAAUGAGGCAAAUGAAGACUCGUCAACAUAUAAUCUGAGUUGCAAAUUCCACAUAUAUAUAUAUAUAUUUAGCAUGAAGCCUGGGUUUCUUCUGUCCGGGAUUUGAAUGCAGAAUCCUCAGAAUGCCAGAGAAAUCAAGGCAACUUUAUCAUAAGCACGAAUAAAUUUGGUGUUUGGGCGCAGCUCAUACUCAGCACAUCGCCAGCUCCAGAACAAACGACCAGAGAUCCCAGGCAGGUUACAUUGGACCAUUUCAGACUGGCAUUAAAAAAACAACAAAGUGGAAGUUUGAUAGAAUUCUUUGUCAGGGAAGGACAUACUUGUAUGUGCCCGAUGAAGGGCUAACGUGAGACUUGAAAGCAGUGUACUAAUUUGCCAAAACCAAAGCCCCCCCCCUCCCAAGCAGAUUUUUAACAGACUCAACCAGUGAGGGCAUAGCAGGAAACUCACUUCCACAGUGAGGAGUCGCAGGUUCCAGCCGAGAGAGUUCUGCCACAUAUAAAACAGAUUUCUCAAAAAUCCUCCAUGUGCACAAACUUCUCGAGAUUAUUGCACUCGAGAGAGCCUGGCGGCAAGCAAAAAAGAAAAAGAAAAGUUCUUUUACUCAUAAUGAAGAUGAAGUAGAAGCCCGGGAUGAGCUUUGGAGCAGCUCAAGGACUCAAAAGGACUGAGGAACAGAGAUUCCACUUUCCCUGCUGACUUUCCCGCUUUGGGGACUUCUGUGACUGCUUUCUCCUCUUCUCCUGGGCGGCGUGCGCACUUGAUGGGAGCCGCGGACCCAUCGCAGGGAACACUUUCUUGACUUUUUGUCCUAGGUUCCUGCUUAGGAGCUGUGCUUCCUUGACAUUCAGACUUAGGCUAACGAUGCAGCCCCAGGGGACGCUUCCGAAACCAGCAUGCCCUUAAAAAUCCCGUGAUUUGCGCCCCCCCCCCCGUGUGUCUGUCCUCCUCCCCUCCAUCACCAACAUCAGCUGCGGACCUGCCCAUCCUCGAGACUGUUGUUACCACAGUGUAUUUUUCUAAAGCUGUAGAUCUAGGGUUCCCGUCCCCACUCCUCUUAAAGUAUUUCCUGCC
Molecule: messenger RNA, 3581 nt
Organism: Lacerta agilis (Sand lizard)
Lineage: Eukaryota; Metazoa; Chordata; Lepidosauria; Squamata; Lacertidae
Gene: PIAS3
Product: protein inhibitor of activated STAT 3
Exons: 15
Coding region: 107-2116 (669 amino acids)
Biological process (GO): protein sumoylation; regulation of transcription by RNA polymerase II
Molecular function (GO): transcription coregulator activity; zinc ion binding; SUMO ligase activity
Source: RefSeq, a predicted model, not a curated record